Hypanus sabinus (Atlantic stingray) is the source of this 8024-nucleotide messenger RNA. Its product is annotated as furin-like. The transcript is spliced from 15 exons. Gene Ontology annotation, biological process: peptide hormone processing. The record is from RefSeq and is a predicted model, not a curated record. Gene Ontology annotation, molecular function: serine-type endopeptidase activity. The coding region runs from base 177 to 2549 and encodes 790 amino acids. Gene Ontology annotation, cellular component: trans-Golgi network; Golgi membrane. NCBI's taxonomy places the organism in Eukaryota, Metazoa, Chordata, Chondrichthyes, Myliobatiformes, Dasyatidae.
CAGGGGGGCGGGGCGUCGGGUCGGCGGGGAGAGGGCGGUCGGAGCGGCGCCAUGGGCAGCCGGCGCUGAGCUAGCGGGGUUGACGGCUUUCUUCCCCGGGUGGCUGAGUUGGCGAGCGAGGCCCGGAAGGAGAGCAAGCGAGCGAGGGGCUGCUGCGGAGUGAGGAGGUAGUGGCCAUGGAACGGGGAGCCGGGGCCGCCCUGUGGUUCUGGGCGCUGCUGGUGGCGGGCACGGGGGUGGCGGGCGUCGUGUCGAGAGUUUACACCAACACCUGGGCCGUGCAGGUGGCGGGCGGCCCGCAGGAGGCGGAGAGGAUCGCUCGGCAGCACGGCUUCAUCUACUUGGGCCAGAUCUUUGAUGAUUACUAUCAGUUUUUGCAUAAGGGAGUAGUGAAACGAUCACUAAACCAGCAUGAGUACCAGCACAACAAACUGCGACUGGCAAGACAGGUCAAAUGGCUGGAGCAGCAAGUUGUGAAAAAAAGAACAAAGCGGGAUAUUUACACAGAACCAAAUGAUCCCAAGUUUGCCCUGCAGUGGUACCUACAUAAUUCAAACCAUCGUGAUCUGAAUGUGAAAGAUGCCUGGAAGCAAGGUUACACAGGGAAGGGUAUCGUUGUCUCUAUCCUGGAUGAUGGAAUUGAGAAAAAUCACCCGGAUUUAGAAGUUAAUUAUGAUCCUGGUGCCAGUUUUGACGUGAACGAUAAUGAUCUUGAUCCCCAGCCUCGAUAUACACAGCUCAAUGAUAACCGGCAUGGAACACGAUGUGCUGGGGAAGUAGCUGCUGCUGCUAACAAUGAGAUUUGUGGAGUGGGGGUGGCAUAUAAUGCUAGAAUAGGAGGCGUGCGAAUGCUGGAUGGGGAGGUGACUGAUGCUGUGGAAGCCAAGUCCCUCAGCAUGAAUCCUCAGCACAUUGACAUCUAUAGUGCCAGUUGGGGUCCAGAAGAUGAUGGAAAGACAGUGGAUGGGCCUGCUAAACUGGCUCAGGCAGCCUUUUUUAAAGGCAUUACUCAGGGACGCCGGGGUCUCGGCUCAAUUUUUGUGUGGGCCUCUGGAAAUGGUGGCCGGGAGCUCGACAGCUGUAACUGCGAUGGAUACACAAACAGCAUUUACACUCUGUCAAUCAGCAGUACAACUCAAAAUGGGAAUGUGCCAUGGUAUAGUGAGGCAUGCUCCUCAACGCUUGCUACCACGUACAGCAGUGGAGGGCAAUUUGAAAAGCAGAUUGUUACCACUGACCUGAGGGAGAAAUGUACAGAGUCACACACCGGAACCUCAGCCUCUGCUCCCCUUGCUGCGGGAAUCAUCGCUCUUGCACUGGAAGCAAAUAAAAAUCUCACCUGGCGUGACAUGCAGCACCUUGUAGUACGAACGUCUAAGCCAGCCCACCUAUCCUCCAACGACUGGAUUACAAACGGAGUUGGUCGCAAAGUCAGUCACUCGUAUGGAUAUGGGCUACUUGAUGCUGGGGCUAUGGUCACGUUAGCUAAAAAUUGGACAAGUGUUGGAGAUCAGCGGAAAUGUGUCAUCGUGAUUACCUCUGAGCCAAAGGAAAUUAAAAACCGAUUGGAGAUACGGAAGAGUAUUGAUGCAUGCCGUCAAACACCAAACUUUAUUCAGUCCUUGGAGCAUGUGCAGGCAAGGAUCACACUAUCCUAUAGCAAGCGUGGAGACCUGGCUAUAUACCUCACCAGCCCAAUGGGAACAAGGUCAACACUGCUGGCACCAAGACAACAUGACUACUCAUCUGAAGGAUUCACAGACUGGGCAUUCAUGACGACACAUUCAUGGGAUGAAAACCCAUCUGGUGAAUGGGUUCUGGAACUGGAGAACACGCCUGAUCUAAAAAAUUAUGGUACACUGAGGCAGUUUACUCUGGUUCUUUAUGGCACAGCACCAUCUAACCAUGACCAGCUGAAAGCUACAAAUGUCACAUUGCCUGACAACUGCAAAACACUGAACUCUCAGCAUGUGUGUGUGGAAUGUAAUGAAGCAUUUUUUCUGCACCAACAAAGCUGUGUGGAAAAUUGCCCACCUGGUUUUUACAAAGAAAUCAUCGAUGGUCCCCUCGUAAACAACGAACUAUUUCCAAAAGUCUUGGCCUGCCUUCCUUGUCAUGCUUCUUGCCGCACAUGCAACGGCUUCACUGCCAAUCACUGCCUUUCCUGCCUUCCUCAUUCACGCUACAAUGAAGUUGAAUUGAACUGCUCACCUCAGAUGCAAGUCAGCAGAGAGUCGCCCCUGGAAGAUGAGGAAGUCAUGGAGCCUCUAACUGGCUCCCACGUACCAAUAUGGUUUGCGUUAACCAUCUGUGCCUUUAUUAUAAUGGUCUUUUUUAUAAUAUUUGUCGUUCUUCAGGUGAGAUCAGGAUUCCAGUUUAGCAAGGUGAAGGUCUACACACUUCAGAAUGGGAAAGGGAUUAUAUCUUACAAAGGAAUUCCUGACACCUGGAAGGACGGGGAUUUAUCCGAAUCGGAUUGCGACGAAUUUGAUGUUGAGGGCCAAAGUGAGAGAAUGGCUUUUUUAAAGAAAAUACAAAGUGUCCUCUAAUAUUUUGUUUUUCAAAAGUAUCCUCUAAGUAAUGAAGGGUUACCUAUCUAUCAUUUUCAUGGACUUCAGGGAAAGGUGUCUCUAAUGGACAAGAAAUCCACACACUCGCUUUUAUCUGGAACAUCCCUUGUAGCUGAACUGUUUAAUACUGGAAAUUGGGCAUUUUUCACAGCUCUUAGCUGAGGUAGGUACAGACUUCUCUGUGGGAUAUGGUCAGAAUGGUUGAAUAGUAAUGGUAGGAAGUCCCAAAUUUGUGUAUAAAAUCGACAAGUGAUUUGGUUACAUUGAAGUCAUUUAAUUAAGUGGACUUUUCUUGCAGUUUAAAAAAUUAUUGGAAAAUUAUUUUAAUCACUUUGAUUAUCAAAUAUUAGAAAGGCUUCAAUUUUCAGUGGUUUAGUUCUGUAGCAGUAGUGACAGUUUCAAGGGGUAACAUUUUUUUGCACUUUAAAAAGAAAUUAAAACUUCCAUCCCUUAAAACCCUCACUGAACUGUGGCUGAAGUUGGAAGUAAUUUCUCUCUGACUUGUAAAGCACUCUAGUGUUUGAGGCAUUGGAACUUUGUGGAUUAAGGCUCAGCAUAGUGAGGCUGUCAGAACUGUUCCUGCUGAAAGUGCAUAUGGAUGCAAGUCAAGUCUGAUCUCGAUCCCAUUCAUCCAAUGGCAUUUCCUUUUGCAGCCCAAACCCAAAGAUCAGCACCUUCAGCAGAGACAUGGGGAGUGUUCCUCUGUAACACCUUUGCUUUCCAGUGGAGGUUAGACACAGGCAGUUCUGGGGGAAUAAAAUUAUCAGAGGUUAAGUAGGGAGCUCUUUGUGGCUCAUUGCUUUGCAAUCUUUGGUAUUCCUAGGUGAAAUUGUCAUGUACCUUACUUAGACAAGGUCUGGCAUCAAAUCCAGGCCUUACUUUGGGACAACAGGUUCCUUUCUUCUGCAAGAUUCCUUGGCUGUGCACUGUCCAUACAGACUCUAAGAGGCAAAACCUCUGACUGAAGGGAUGGACAGUAAAUCAAAACUUAUCGUCUAUGCAGAGGGUGUGUGGUUUUGAGAGUGGUGCUGGGGGAGAGAGGGCUUGAUAAUUCUUAAGGAGUGGUGUAACAAUUUGGAUACCCAGGAUGCCACCUCCCUAUUUAUUGCACACCAUGCAAUUUAGCUGUUGAUGCACCUCUCCUCAAAAGCACUUUAUAUAGAUGUUAGUUCCUACCUGGCUUACAAUUUUCAGAUCGAACUUCUAUUAUUUUAUUUGAGGCACUGGUUGUAAGCACAUGGCUUGCAUUUUUUUAUGGGGAAGGAAAUGCUUGUUUAUACGACUAAAAGAGCAAAGUCAGGCAGAUUUAAAUCCAGUGUUCAUGUGAUUAUAACAGUGAUAUUCCCAUUCUCCUAACCUUUUCCAGUAUGUUUGAUACACGUUUCUUCAUUGAGCCAAAAAUAUUUCAUGUUCUGAGGAGACACUGUUGAGGCAUCUCUGCCAUUUAAAGGAAAUAUUCCCAAUGGGUGACAAAGUGGCUGAGGUGCUUCUUUUGGUACCCUACACAGGUCAAUCUGGAAAGAGCAGAGUUCUCCUCCAGUUCUAAAAAUCUGAUUUAAUGUAAAGUCUGCUCUCCACUUAAUUCCAAGUGGACAGCUGUAGUGUACAGAGCACUCAAUUGUUUAAUUGGCAACAUGGCUUGAAGGUCGCAAGCUGUUGUACCUGGAGCAGAGGUAAAUUAACAGAACAGUGGAAUUUCCCUCAGUGUCUGACCUGUACUCUAUACCAAGAGUGUUUAACAGAAAACAGGAAACUUGAUCCUAUGUCUAAGUGCUGUACUUGUCCUCAUUAUAUGACUAUGGCAAAAACCACCUAUGAUAUAGAACUGUCCACUUGGGAACCUCUCUCCCCAUUCUGAACAUGAAGUUCACAAAUUUGUACCUACUGAUUGAGUCCUGAAAUGAAGAUGUCCUUGAGAUGUCCUGUACAGUUGCGUAGUGUUUCUACCUCAUUAGCUCAAUUUAAACAAGGUGUGUUUAUCCCCAUUUACCAUUCGUGCCUCCUGGCCUGAGAGAACAUGCUUAAAGUUGUGGCGAGUAGCUGUGAAAAAUGUUGAUCCUCAGUGUCUGAGCAAAUACAACGAGCACAAAACAUCACUGCGUUUGGGUACAGAUAAGUCUUUUUCAAAGUGAGUGUUCAGAACUUUGGGUCAAAGGCAUUCCCAAAUCAUCAAAUCUGUCUCAGGGUGAUUCACUGACACCAACAGUUCUCUCGGUGAAGCAAGGGCAUUGUCUCAGAAUUUUUUACAUUAUUUUUCUCAUGUAUCAAUAAUAAUGACUGAUAAAUUAUUUACACUUUGGAGGAAUUGCUCACCAACCCUUACUCAGAGCUUUGCUGUAGCUGCCAACAUGAAAUGUAGUUAAUGCUGUGUUUUCAGGGGAGAUUCUGGUCGUUUUUGGUUUUGGCUUGUCUAAUAUACUUGCAUUGGUACAGUACAGUACAGAACAAAAUCAAACUUCAACCAAUCCUGCAAUUCAUGACCUUUCACUAUUAACCAAGACACUUCUCAUAGCACUGGUGUUUCAAAUUUCAAUCUUUAGAAAGAUUAAAGAAACAAUUGACACAAGCAGAAAGGCCACAUUCAGACCCUCGAGCCACUUUGCAAAUUUUCACAGCUGUGGCGAUCAGAUAAAAAUCCUAGGCAGCAUUGAUAAAGCUCAUAGAAUAUCACAGGUUCCGGGAGAGCUUCAAGGAAGUUGAAUCGAGCUUCGAUCACAGAAUGGUUACUGCCAGGAAUAGUUAAUGGAAUAUCAUUGAGUUCUUAUGAUACAUCUCCAACUGGGCGUUUAACCAAUUUCAAAUUCAUUGUCAGGGUGAUGGGUGGAAAGAAUUGAAAGCACAAGUUACUUCGGAUGGAGAGAAUUUAGCUGAACCUUGAAAAACUGGGUGUUUUCCUGUACUUGACUGGGCUAGUGAAAUGUUUUUGCACGUAGGGAAUUAAAUUUUAUUCUGCAGGAUAACUUUGCAAAUUGUGAAGCACGUCUACAGUGAAACAUUGUAAUUGUAUUGCCGCUGUUCUGACAAGCCAAAUGAGGUACUGUGAGAAGGGUUCUGUUGGACCCUGGCUGACUAUGAACUGUGCAAUAGAAGUCUUGUCCUUAAUUGACCAAAGCCAGUGAAUUAGUUGGGCCCCUGCAUCUAGCACUGCUCCAUCAGGGAAACUGAAGAGUUUUCAAAAGUUCCUGUUGCUGGGUUGGUAUCAGUAUUCUGGCUUAAAUGUGUAGGUGUGAGUAAUGGGUCCCAACCUGGCAGUGGGGCUCUUUCCCAGUGGGCUGUCUGUUGAUUGACAGGCAUCUCAUAAUGUGUUCAGCAGGGAUGUCCGGUUGUAUAUCCUCAACCUACGAAGAAAUGACACAGUCACAAGUCACAGUUACACUGGAGGAUUGAAGCCACUUGGUUGGCAUUAGUGCAAACCGUGUUGAGUAGCGGGCUAACACACAGCAUUACACAGAUCAGACAGAGGGUUUAUGAGUGUUGGAAGAGACAGUUCAGGCAUGUGUCGUCUAACAGCCUUGCAAAUCAUUAGGUUAUCUCUUGACUUUGCACUAUUUUCAUAUGCACAGUUCUCUUUCUAUGUCAAUAUCAGGCAUCAAAAUCAAUGUGCAGCACCCUUACUGAAAUCCUGGUUAAGCUGGGUCACUGUGGCUUCUUUGAGCUUGGCACCAUGUAACUAUUAUUUUAAUAAAAGCAAUAUAAUUACAGGCCUUGGGGUGGGGGCAGGUAUAUGUUGUAAAUUGUAAUAUAUAUAUAUUAUAAACAAUGAUUUGAUAAUAUGCAACUUAAAAUGUAAAAGAAUCAAAGUAUGUGUGUGUGUGUCCGUCAGGGGAGUUGAUUGUCCCAGUGCUGUGUUGGGUAAGGGGAUGGAGUGACAUCGCCUAAUCUGCUAUGUUUUGCAGUGCAUUGUGGGAUACCCAGGUGGAGAUAUGGACGGACAGGGAGCAGAGCUGUAUUUCAUAAUGGUGUAGCAGCCAUCUUGUGCGGGUACUCCUCUAAACUCGUGGAGGUGUCUUGCUGCCCGAAUCCUGACCUGCACUUCAUUGUUGGUGCCACAUUUAGAGCGAUUACCUCAGACUCUGCUCCAUUGUGUCCAUCCCCAACAUAGCUUUUCACUGUCAAAUGUUAAACAGCUCCACCUUCUGACAUUUGUCAAUGCACUUUAGUCUACUGAUGAACCCCAGAUGCUGCACUCAACAAAUCAGCAUCGUUCUGGGAAACUUGUUCCAGCAUUUGGUUAAAACACAAGCCCAUAUCUAUUCUUGUACGAAGUUGGAAGGAAGAGCUGAUAAAAUAUUUCAUACUGUCUGGAUUUUUCUGAACAGCUUAUUAAUGCAGCAGAAUAUGCAAAACUUAAGGAAUAAAUCAAUGGGUUUCUGACCUUUCUGCACAGCUCCUUUGGCAGUAUUCUGUGCAAAUGCUAGUUACCCCAGCAUCUCCAUAAUUAGUUGGAAAUUUACAAUAAUCAUUAGUUCUUCGCAUUCCUGCUGGUUGAUCAGUCGCCAUUACACUUUGCCCGAGCUAGAUAAAAACAAAUUUGCUGAUAUGUUUGCACAUUGAGAUGGUUUAUAAUUCAUUAUAAAAGACAGCACCUCAUUGGGUUCUGGUCUCCUCUCCCCCUUCUCCCCACUCCAGUGUAGUCGCAUUGCACUAAUAUAUUUAAUCAUUCCAGAUCUUGUCUUGUGCAUAAAGCAGUCACAAAAUCAGGUCUUGUUGAAAGAUUGACCAAAGACUUGAAAGGAAUGAGUUGUAGUUCUCCAGCUGUAGGGGGAAAAGACUGAUGUGUGUUCACCCUGUCUCUGCCCCUUAUUAUUUUAUUAUCCUCAUUCCCUCUUCAGUGCUCCAAGAAAAAGCUAGUCUGUCCAACCUCUUCCCAUCACCAAUUCAUUGGUGUCUUGGCAACAUCCUUAUAAUUCUUCUAAUAUUGCUGAGGUUUGUUGGUGGAAAGCAAAGUUGCUGUCUCAGUGACGUGCUAUUUUAAAGUGCACAAGUUGGUUAUUGGGCUAUGCUGUGAUGCCUUGUGUGAUCAGUUACCUAUUCAUACACUGUACAUAGGCACUUGGGCUCAUCACUUGGUGUCAAGCCUUUGGUCGAGAUGGGAAGAAAAUUGGGGAGAUACUGGGUUGCAGAGGGCGAGAAGAAUCAGAACCCAAAAUGAAUCACCGAUAUUAAAUUAAAAGGGCUGCAUAAACUCAUUUCCAGUCUUAUUCCACAGUGCAUUGCACUAAAACACAGAUGAUGACUGCUUGCUGUGAUGUGAAGUCCUAUUGCUAUAAUGCUGAUAUUCUGGAUGAUUUACUAAGAUAAGUAAACAGACAUAUUUUUGUACAAUAUUAUAUAGUACACAGUAAUUUUCUUGUAAUAUAAAAUGGCUUAAAACAAAUUACUCAUUAUUUAAUGGAUGUGGAAAUAUUGUCAUAGAUCUACUUAAAGAAAUUAAAGACUUUUUCAAAGCAACAA